AAAAUGGAGAUGGACAAAACCUAUCAACAAAAGAUUUGGAGAGCAGAGAAAGAACUCAGCUUUACUCUAGAACAGCUCGCACUAUGUUUUGCUAAUAUGAACAAGAGAAAUGGCCAAAAAGUUAAUGAAAUGAUCUAUCAGAUGACGAAAGGAGAGCAGAAAUGGGACCAUAUGUGGCUUUAUUAUAGGAAAAUGGGGGAGAUUGAAGGUCUUGGAGACACGCACAGGGUGUGUAUUUUGAAUGGAGAUAUGAUCGGACUUCCUUUUAAGAGAUUGUUUCUGAAGAGAGCAGUUAUCACAUUAAUGGUCAAUGGGCUAAACCCAAAUUGGAAGUUGCCAGAAAAGUCAAUCAGCUCAUUAUGCUCGAUGUUAAAUAGAGGACCUGCAUCUGUGUUUAUUAAUUCAUUUGAAAUCUCAGCUAAACAGUUUCAGACAAUAGUCUCGGCUUGCACUAGUUGUAAAUAAAAUCAGAUUUAAUGAUUGAAAAAUUGGAACAGAAAAUCUCAGAUUCAGGACUAGUUUUGCACAAGAUAUUCGGGCAUUAUCAUUUUAUGCUUGUGGACAUUCGGAGAGGAGUAAUUGGGAUGAAUAUCCGGAAAGGAUCUAUAAUUUACUCAAAGCCAUAGCGCAAUCUGGUCUCAAACAGAAACUUCAAAUCUUUGAUUUUCACAAAGCAAAUAUUGCCGUACAAGAUAUGAUUGAUUGGAUAAUAGAACUUGGAUUAGAAAGACUAAAAGUUAUUUAUUACGAGAAAAGGAAAAAGCAUAUUCUCCAUUUAUCAGAAUAAUUGACUAAAUUCCGACAAAGUUUCAAUA
Messenger RNA from Moneuplotes crassus, 815 nucleotides. The record is from the annotation of a GenBank genome assembly. NCBI's taxonomy places the organism in Eukaryota, Ciliophora, Spirotrichea, Euplotida, Euplotidae.